GUGACUUCCCGCCUCCCCCCCCUCCGCCCCCACCGCCUCCCCCCUCGGCAGACCACCUGGGGGGCUUCUCGCCAGCCGCGGGGUCCUUCCUGCCGCCCCCUCCUCCGGAUGAAGCCUUUUCCAGCCUCCAGGUCAACUCCGGUGGGAAGACCCUGGAAGAGAGGCGCUCCAGCUUGGAUGCGGAGAUCGACUCCUUGACCAGCAUCCUUGCGGACCUGGAAAGCAGCUCCCCUUACAAGCCAAGGAGCCAACAGGCCACUGGCAUUCCUGGCGGAUCUCCGGGGGCCACCCCCACUGUGUCCACUCCGGUCACGGGACACAAGCGCAUGGUCAUCCCCAACCAGCCUCCUUUGACCGCCACCAAAAAGUCAGCCACCCCCAAGCCCGGCGUCCAGCCAAUCCCGGUGACGCCCGUCGGCCCCUUGAAGCCUCAGCCCGUCCCGGCGUCCUACGCUACGGCCGCCACCCCCACCCGCCCCCCGUUCAACGUGCAGGUGAAAUCCGCUCAUCCUGCCCCCCACUUCCCACCCUCGCCCCCCCAGUAUGGCGGCCUGGCCCCCCAGCCUGCUUCUUCAAUAGGGCCCUAUGCCCCGGCUCAACCUCGGGCCCCCGAUUACGGCUACGUGCCCCCGCCGGUGGUGGGUUACGGUUCUGCGCCCCCGCCGAGUCGCCAGCCGGAACCGGCCUAUGCUGGGAGCGCCGCCCUCAGAGGCUGGGAGGGAGCCGAGCCUUCCUAUGGACCCCCCAGCGCCUGGAAGCCUGAGCCAGCAUACCCUCCAGCUGUGGGGCAGUACCCGUCCUCUGGAGCCAGGAAGAGCCACGGCUUUGAGCCAGCGCCAGCCUCUCAGCCGCCCGCUUUGCAACCAAAG
Molecule: messenger RNA, 869 nt
Organism: Protobothrops mucrosquamatus (brown spotted pit viper)
Lineage: Eukaryota; Metazoa; Chordata; Lepidosauria; Squamata; Viperidae
Product: lipoma-preferred partner homolog
Exons: 3
Biological process (GO): cell-cell adhesion
Cellular component (GO): stress fiber; focal adhesion
Source: RefSeq, a predicted model, not a curated record